AUGCAAGAAUCACAAGAUGUUACUGUGCUACAGUUUAUACAAGGUGAUUAACAAUCUAAACAAAAAUAUGUUGAAGUAUCUAAAUAUUUUGUUGGUAAUUAACAAUCACAAGUUGGUAUUGAUUAAUUACUUGAAUCAAUACAAUUUGUACAAUUGAUUUCACUAUCCUAACAAGUUAAACAAGCUCCAAAACAUUUUGAACAAGUAGUUGAUCCUGAUUUUAUAUAAUACCCACUUGCACAUUCACUACAAAUAGUUUCUGAAGUGCAUUUAGUACAAAAAGAUGAGCAAGGUUUGCAUACAUCUUUAUAUGAACAUAUUCCACAGCUUUUUUCUUGUGUGUAGUAGUAUCCAUCAAAACAUUUCUAACAACUUGAUGAAUUAGAACAUGUUUCACAAUUGUCAAAGCAGUCUCGACAUCCACCCAUCAUUCCAGAUUAGUAGUAUUAAUGUUAUCCGCAUGAUGAAUUAGCUAUGUCAUACAUACUAUAAAUUACCUACUAAAUGAAAGGAAGAGUAAACAAUAAGAUAUUGGAGAAUAUUCUUUGUUAACAUUUUGUGUAUAAUUAAAAUUUUAAAAAUCUUUCUAAAAACUUUUUAAAAUUGUCACUGUGA
Molecule: messenger RNA, 615 nt
Organism: Paramecium primaurelia
Lineage: Eukaryota; Ciliophora; Oligohymenophorea; Peniculida; Parameciidae
Source: the annotation of a GenBank genome assembly